GAGUGUCCUGACGAGCAGCCCACACCGGAGCAGUCAACGAAGAAGAGAGCGGCUUCACCACCAACCUGUGAAGACAAGCCGUCAAAAAGAACUGUGCUGCUGUCAGUUGAACCGCAACUGAGAUUUGAGGAUUGCGAAAGUGCGAGGCAAAGCGACAACGCAUUUGAACUUGGAGACGUUGUCCGGCCAAACGACCACUGGGCAAUGCACAAGUUUUGUCAUUACGACGGAAUCGCUUAUGUUUCGGCCUUCCUAAGUCGUGAACUUGUAAGCAUCGAAAAGACCGUGCUCAUGAAUUACGGUACCGAUCGCAGUGAAGUGAUUUGUCGGACAUAUGUUCGGAAGACACUGGUCUCCGAAAAGGUCGCCUAUAACCUUGAAGAUGCCAAACAAGUCCUCGACUGCGCAGAAUCUCUUCACCCUUGCAGAGGGGCAGGUAGAGCGAGAGACUUCACCUAUGACGUUCUUACGAAGAAACUGGAGCAGCAAAUCUCUCAUUCCGACGGCCUUGUCUUCAGUGUCACGUGCAAAGGAGCGGUUAAACAACAAGGUUCUUCAUGCAUUUCAUGCAAGUACGUGAGGAAGGUAAUACUCACAAGAAAAAGCUACCUGAAACGAAAGGAACGAAGAAACCCAGUCUCCACCAAACUGCGGGUCCUGAGCCAGAGGAACAAGCGAAUGGCGGCAAGGCUGUUGGACAUUGCUGGUCGUCUCGAAGAGAUGAGGGCAAAGAAUGCGAAUGUCGCGGAUGAAACACUAGAGGAAAAAAUAUCGUCACUACCGCGAAAGCAGCAGGCAAGUGUUCGCGCUUGCUUUCAAGCUGCCAAACAAACCAGCAAGAAGGGCAUGCGCUACAGUCAGGAGUGGAUCCUCGAGUGUUUACUCAUGAAACUAAAGAGUCCCCAGCUUUACCAGCACAUCAGAAAGAACGAAAUUCUCGUGAUGCCCAGCAACACUACUUUGAAAAGAUACUUGAGGUCAUACCAGUCGGCAUUCGGCUUUAAUGCAGCAGUAAUGAACACUCUAAAGAAAAAAACCGCGAGCAUGUCAGACCUCGAAAGACAUGGAGGAUUAUUGGUGGAUGAAAUGAAAUUGUCAGAACACUUCAGUGUGACGGCGUCUGGCCAGAUUCAAGGCUUCGUGGACCUUGGAGAAUUUACGAAGCCCGAGGACAAGUACCAGCAAUGCGAUCACGGCAUAGUCAUCAUGUUUGUGCCUUUCGCAGGGAGAUGGAGCCAAAUUGUUGGCGUUUUUGCGACAAAAGGAAAUGUGAGAGGAGACAUUUUAUUGAAAAUUCUCAUGGAAGCUACCAUCCUCGUGGAACAGGCGGGCUUGUUCGUUGACCACAUCACUUGUGACGGAGCCCCCUGGAACCGAAAGAUGUGGAAGCUAGCGGGAGUGUCGGCGUCAUCGAAGGAAAUAAACAGCGCCACACAGCAUCCUGUCGACGAGAUGCGGCAACUGCACUUUAUCUCCGAUUUCCCGCAUCUGCUAAAAUGCCUCAGGAAUGGUCUUCUCCAGAAAGGCUUUGCAACACCAGAGGGAUUGGUGUCCGUGCAUCCAGUUCGGGAGGCGUACCUACGGGACAGAAGUGUUCGGACACUGAAAGUUAUGCCCAAUUUGACCGAGACGCAUCUGGAUCCAAACUCCUUUGAGAAGAUGAGAACCAUUUUCGCCUUCCAACUAUUCGGUCCAUAUGUCCUACGGGGCCUGGCCUUCUACAAGGAGGACAUCGAGAGAAGGUGUGGCAGCAUCGAGGCAACUCAGCUGUUUUUCUCGUGAGUCGCGCUUGCGUUCCAAAUGAAUUAAGUAUAAUCGUAAACAUCUCAAACACAUGAUGAGCGCCCUUCUGACAUACGUUCCUUUCGUUUAUUUUGCAGGAAGAUCCAGCGACUGAUCACCGUGAUGACUUCCAGGUUUCGUGCCGAAGCACUGAGACCAGCUUCCACAGACGCGGCAUUUCUGUCCGAUUUUCUGGACUUCCUGAACGACUGGGAAUCAUUCAGUGACAACAAGCGGCACUUUCUCAGCGAGUCCACUGCCAUAGGUUUUAGGGUCACUAUAGCAAAUACCCUUUCAUUGCUGAAGUACCUGACAGAAAGCGUUGGUUUCAAAUUUCU
This is a messenger RNA of Rhipicephalus sanguineus (brown dog tick), 2120 nucleotides long. RefSeq lists its product as uncharacterized. The transcript is spliced from 3 exons. Lineage: Eukaryota; Metazoa; Arthropoda; Arachnida; Ixodida; Ixodidae. The record is from RefSeq and is a predicted model, not a curated record. Bases 205 to 1782 code for a protein of 525 amino acids.